AUGCCGCAUAAUGAAAGUAUAUCCAAUUUCAAAGACCUCAGUAAUUUUGAGUUUGGUGAAUCAACACAUAGUCUUGAGUCUGAUGAGCCGAUAUAUGAUCUUGAAUUUAAUAGACCAAUUUGGGAAGAAGCAUCUGACACAUUAAAACUAUAUUCUCAAUAUGAAGGGUUUAAGCUAAGGAAAGGACGUGUUGAAAAGACUUCUAAUGGAACUAUACGAAAAAGAACAAUGUUGUGUGAACACAGCGGCAAAUAUAAAUCUAAAAACAUACAAUUAACUAAAGAAACAAGCACAAAAUAUAUCAAAUGUCUGUGGCAUGUAAAUUUGUCACAACCGCAGAAGAAUAAUCCUAAUGGAAAUGUUUAUAUUACUACUUUAGACAAUAGCUAUAAUUAUGACUUGUCUCCUUAUAGAACAAAAUUUUUAAUGAUAGAUAUGUUAAAUGAUACUGCAUCAUUGUACGAAGAAUUAGUAAGAAGAAAAAAUGAAGAUCCUCGAUG
This is a messenger RNA of Racocetra persica, 500 nucleotides long. NCBI's taxonomy places the organism in Eukaryota, Fungi, Glomeromycota, Glomeromycetes, Diversisporales, Gigasporaceae. The record is from the annotation of a GenBank genome assembly.